AUGCGCCACAGCCUGGCGCAGCUGCCGGCGGCCCCCUCGGGCGGAGCGAGCCCCUCCGGCGCCGCGCGGCCGCUCGCCGGCGAGGGGGAUCCGGGCGCGGCGCGGGCUAAACAGCAGCUGCUGCCGCCGCCGCCGCCGCGGCGGGAGGAGACGGAUCCGGAUCCGGAGGCGGCGGCCGGGGGCCCGCCGGCGGCGUGGGAGCAGGAGGACUGGUUCCCGGGGCUGGAGCUGGGCGACCUGCUGGAGGCCGCGCGGCCGGACUGGGACCUGGACGCCGAGCUGAGCGGCUGCUUCUGCGGCGAGCCGGAGGCGCGGCCGGCGGCGGCCGGGCGGAGGAGCGGCGGGGCGGGGAGCCGGCUGAAGGCGGCGGCGGCGGCGCGGCUGAACCGGCUGAAGAAGAAGCAGUACGUGCUGGGGCUGGAGAGCCGCCUCCAGGGCCUGGCCGCCGAGAACCGGCAGCUGCGGGACCGCAACCGCGGCCUGAGCCGCCGCCUGCGGGAGCUGGAGCGGGAGAGCAGCUACCUGCGGGCCGUGCUGGCUAACCAGAGCGCCCUGGGGCAGCUCCUGGGCCGCCUGGCCGGGGUCCGCGCCGGCGGGCUGCAGCUCGGCACCAGCCUCUUCAGGGAGGCGGCCGGCCCCCGCCGCCCGCCGCAGCAGCACCGCCAGCACCACCCGCACCCGCAGCCCGGCGGCGAGAGCGGCGACCACGACUACGCCCUGCCCAGCUCCCGGCCUCCGAGGCUGGAGGAGGCGGCGGGGGAGCCGCAGGAGGAGUGGGCGGCCGCCGGCGGGAUCUGCCUGCACGUGGAGCGGGACCGGGUGUCGGUGGAGUUCUGCUCCGCUUGCGCACGGCGCGCCGCCGCCGCCUGCAAAAUUUUCUCUUUUAGGUGCUUGCCCUGCCAGGCUCCGUUGUGUAGGGGUUAAAGAACAGUCGUUUUCCACCUCGCAACCUGUGGAUUCAGCUGUGUUGGGGCAGAAGAGACGGGACCAGCUGCUGGCCACAUUUCCUGCUUUAUUUUAAAAGGUAGUAUAAGAAAUGAGAAUAAAGAGGUAACAGGGCUUUUACUGUCUUUGCUCUUUCAAAAAUUAAAAAAAAAGUUGAAUGCUGAGAUCAUUUAAUGUCGUCCAGGAUAUUUUUUUUUUCAAAAGACAGUAUCCUAUCAAACAGGUUUUUCUGCAGUGUAUUCAGAAUUCUGUCAGUUCACAGAGUACAGUGCCAGCACAGAAGAGAGUUGGUGGGAUGUACGUUAUGUAACACCUCUGUGGCAUCAACAGGACUUAAAGUUUCAGUCUUAGAUUGUGUAACCCUGCUGUAAUUGAUGGGUUGUACAAAUGCCACAUGAAUCGGAGUUAACUAUCAAGACCGGUACUAACUGAUAUGCAAAAUGGAAAUAAUGGAGCUGGACUGAGCUUGGUUGAAUCAACCUAGCUCAGACUUAGCAAACAUGCUUUAUUUAUAAAGUUUAACAUGCUUGAUUAAAAGACAAACAGUAAUGUAACAUGUAUGGGAUGUUACAAUAACAUUUCUAUGGUUACUUCAGAGUAGAAGUGUGUUUUAACUUAACUUAAAUAUGCAUUCUUUUCUUUUGUAUCACUGCUAAGUGACGGGAGUCAGAGACUCAGUUUUGGUCUCUGUUAGGAACCUGCACAUCACUUAGUCAUAAAACUAUCUAAUAGCUGUGUCUGAGAGUAGCUGAUUUUAUGACAUGAAAAUUAGGUAUACUGGUACAAGAAGGUCAAGUCCCGAUAAAGUAAGUGGCUGCAGGCAUUUCUAGUGCCUACUGAAUCAUAUUUAAACCAAAUAGAGGAGAGGAAGUUAUUGGAAAUGCUAACCAACUGUACUAUUUGUAUAGCGUAUUAUUAAUGUAGCUUUUUGAAGUGGAAGCCUUGAAAUGAUACAACUUAAUACUUGAAAAAAUAUUGUAAUUGUUUCUUUGUAAUUAUGUGCCAUCCAGAUAAGAAUACAGUAUCGAAAUAAAAUCAGACUUGUUGAUCUUUCA
Molecule: messenger RNA, 2000 nt
Organism: Rhea pennata
Lineage: Eukaryota; Metazoa; Chordata; Aves; Rheiformes; Rheidae
Gene: CREBZF
Product: CREB/ATF bZIP transcription factor
Exons: 3
Coding region: 1-924 (307 amino acids)
Source: RefSeq, a predicted model, not a curated record